UGCGUCCCUAUCGCCAUGAAGCCAUUUUCCCUUUCGGUCACUUCUCCCUUCGUGAAUCGUGAAUCGUAAACGGGGAAGCGGCUGUGCGUUACUUGGGCUUUUUGAGGUAUUCAGUCCAGAAUUGAAGCGUCGAAAGCCUUGUGGUUUGGUUUACGAAGAAAGUGAAAGACGCUGUCGGCCACAAUGACUGAUAACCAGUACAGCGGCUAUCAGCAGGGGUAUGGGCAGUAUAGCCAGCCCCCACCUUCAGGAGCGCAAGAUACUUCGUAUCCUCCCCCAUCGAGUGGCGGUGGCAAUAAUUACAAUCAAUAUAGUCAGCCACCGCCAAGCAACAAUAGUUACGGAAACUACACCAGCUACAACCAAACUAGUGGAACAGAUUACUCCACUGCUCCUAGUCAGGGAGGUUAUGGACAUAAUAAUUAUGGGAGUGGAAACUCCGGGUCAGGUAGUGCCAAUAAUUAUAGCACUGGCUAUAAUCAGAGCGGCGGGGGUGCAAGUGGAGGUGGUGGAAGCGGCGGCAGUUACAGCCGAGGUGGAAGCGGAGGAGGAUAUGGAGGAGGAGGCCAAGGGGGAGGAGGAGGAGGAGGAGGAGGAGGUGGCGGCGGCGGCGGAGGUGGAGGUGGAGGAAACGGUAGUAGAUUUGGCGGAGAUCGUGGAGGAUACGGUGACCGCUCAAGCGGAGGUGGAGGAUAUAACAGUGGCGGUGGCCGUGGUGGUUUUAACAAAGGAGGCUAUGGCGAUCGCAGUGGGGGUGGUGGCGAAGGGAUGGUUAUCCAAGAGGACACCAUCUUUGUCUCGGGCAUGGAUCCUUCUGUAACGGAGGAUGAGAUAUGCGAGCACUUUGGAGCUAUUGGAAUUAUCAAGAAUGAUAAGCGAACUGGAAAACCAAAGAUUUGGAUGUACAAGGACAAAAAUACAGGAAAACCAAAAGGCGAAGCUACAGUUACAUACGAAGAUCAGAACGCCGCACGUUCAGCGAUAAAUUGGUUCGAUGAUAAAGAGUUUAAGGGCUUUACUAUCAAAGUCCAAAUCGCCCAGCACAAAAGUAAUUGGCAAGGAGGUCGGGGUGGAGGAGGCAGUGGAGGAGGUGGCGGGCGAGGAGGGGGUCGCGGGCGCGGAGGUUUUGGUGGACGUGGAGGUGGAGGAGAUAGAGAUGACCAUUCACGAGGAGGCGGUGAUGAUCGACGUGAUGGUGGCGGUCGAGGAGGAGAUUGGCGUUGCCCGAACCCUGAUUGCGGAAAUACGAACUUUGCGUGGCGCGAUCAGUGCAAUCUUUGCAAAAGUUCUAAGCCCGAAGGGGCAGGUGGUGGAGGUCGUGGAGGAGGUGACCGAGGUGGACGCGGGGGCGGUUUUAGAGGCGGGGAUAGGGGAGGUCGCGGAGGUGACAGGGGUGGAAGAGGUGGUGGAUUCCGUGGUGAUAGAGGAGGUGGACGAGGCGGUGGCAGAGGCGGACCAAUGCGAGGAGGUGGUGGCCGUGGAGACAGAGACAGAGACCGUCAACGUCCGUACUAGGUAAACUUAUUCGAAGAGAAAUGAGAAGAAGUCAAAGCGUGUUUUUACACUGUAAUUUGUAUACAUUCGACGCAUGUACAUUCUCCGAAGCACAACGAGCAUCGCGUUUGUUAACCUGUGACAUUGUCAUUUUAUUAAUUGAGUAACAAGAAUUUUGUACUCGUUACUAGCAAUGGUACCGUAAUGAACGUACAUUGACAUUUUAAUAAAAUGAUGAAUUUGAGUUAUCGUA
Messenger RNA from Athalia rosae (coleseed sawfly), 1747 nucleotides. Its product is annotated as RNA-binding protein cabeza-like. Gene Ontology annotation, molecular function: transcription coregulator activity; RNA binding. NCBI's taxonomy places the organism in Eukaryota, Metazoa, Arthropoda, Insecta, Hymenoptera, Athaliidae. Gene Ontology annotation, biological process: regulation of DNA-templated transcription. Gene Ontology annotation, cellular component: nucleus. The transcript has 8 exons. The record is from RefSeq and is a predicted model, not a curated record. The coding region runs from base 184 to 1515 and encodes 443 amino acids.